Molecule: messenger RNA, 3329 nt
Organism: Prosopis cineraria
Lineage: Eukaryota; Viridiplantae; Streptophyta; Magnoliopsida; Fabales; Fabaceae
Product: probable leucine-rich repeat receptor-like protein kinase At1g35710
Biological process (GO): protein phosphorylation; hormone-mediated signaling pathway
Cellular component (GO): plasma membrane
Molecular function (GO): ATP binding; protein binding; protein kinase activity
Source: RefSeq, a predicted model, not a curated record
AUGGCGUCUAACUCCCAAAAGGCCCCUUUCACUCUUCCAUUAGUAAUCUUGUUUUGCAUCUAUGUGAUGUUCUCUUCAUCUCUUGUUGCUAUUGAGGAAGCAAAUGCUCUCUUAAAUUACUGGAAAGGAAUUACUUGUGAUGAAUCCAUGUCCAUCUCCACCAUAAAUCUCACAGGUAUGGGAAUACAAGGUAUACUUCACAGUCUCAACUUCUCAUCUUUCCCUAAACUCCAGGUUUUUGACAUCAGUGACAAUGAGUUUUAUGGAAGUAUUCCCAGCCAAAUUGGUAACUUGUCUAGUAUUCAUACACUGUAUAUAGAUCAUAAUUUCUUGAAUGGUUUCAUCCCUCCAGAAAUAGGGGUGUUAACUACUCUAAAUAUGCUUGGAAUUGGUGAGAAUAAUCUCAAUGGGCUUAUUCCCAAAGAAAUUGGGAACUUAAGGAAUCUGGAAAUACUAUCCUUUUACUCAAAUCAUUUGUCUGGUCCCAUUCCUCCUGAAAUUGGGAAUCUCUAUUCUCUCACCACAUUGGUGUUGUCAACAAAUAAUUUGUAUGGGCCAAUACCACACUUCAUUGGAAACUUCACAAAUCUCGCUUUGUUAGACUUGUCAACCAAUAGACUUACGGGAUCAAUCCUAUCCUCUCUAGGAGACAUGGUCAAUUUACAAAACCUCUACCUUAGGAAUAACUCUGAUCUUUCUGGACCUAUUCCUUGUGAAUUUGAGAAUCUCUAUUCUCUCAUUGAAUUAGAUUUUUCAGUAAACAAUUUAUAUGGGCCAAUACCAUACUUCAUUAGAAACUUCACAAAUCUCACUUUGUUAGACUUAUCGGCCAAUAGACUUGUGGGAUCUAUCCCAUCCUCUCUUGGAGACUUGAUCAGUUUACAAAACCUCUACCUUGGGGAUAACUCUUAUCUUUCUGGGCCUAUUCCUUGUGAAUUCGAGAAGCUCUAUUCUCUCAUUAAAUUGGAUUUGUCAGUAAACAAUUUGUCUGGGCCAAUACUACACUUCAUUGGAAACUUCACAAAUCUCACUUUGUUAAGCUUGGAGGUCAACAAACUUUCAGGAUCAAUCCCAUCCACUCUAGGAGACUUGGUCAGUUUACAAAACCUCUACCUUAGGAAUAAUGCUCUUUCUAUGCUUAUUCCAUCUAACAUAGGAAACUUGACUGAACUACAAAUUCUUGAUCUAUCUCAAAAUAGAUUAUAUGGCCCAAUACUAUCCUUCUUUGGAAACCUCACAAAACUCAUUGCAUUGCAAUUGGGGUACAACAAACUUUGGGGAUCAAUUCCAUCUUCUAUAGGAAACUUGAAUGACUUAACUGGCCAUUUACCAAAAAAGUUUUGUCUUGGAGGAUCACUUGAAUAUAUUGCUGCUUCUGCAAACAAAUUCACCGAUCCAAUUCCAAAAACCUUGAAAAAUUGCUCUAGCCUCAUCAGACUCUUUCUUGAUAAUAACCAAUUGGUUGGGAACAUAAGUGAUUUUGGUGUGCUUCCAAAUUUGAAAUACAUUGAUUUGAGUGGCAAUAAAUUGUAUGGUCACAUUUCAUCAUUAUGGGGAAAGUGUCAAAACCUUGCAACACUUAAGAUUUCCAACAACAAUCUUUCUGGUCAUAUACCACCAAAAUUGGGAGAGGCAACUAAUCUCGGGAAACUCAAUCUCUCUUCAAAUCACUUGACAGGUGAAAUUCCAAAAGAAUUGGGAAAAAUGGUCAAAUUGACUAGACUUUCUUUGAGCAACAAUCAACUUUUCGAUCAGAUUCCAAAAGAAAUAGGAUCAUUGAAUCAACUUAAAAAAUUGGAAUUGGCAGCAAACAAUUUUACCAGCUCAAUCCCAAAACUCAAGGGACUUUCCAAGUUAUUUCUCUUGAACUUGAGCAAAAAUAAAUUUGAGGCAAGCAUUCCUAUUGAGUUUGGUCAGUUACAAGCUCUGGGAUAUCUUGACCUUAGUGAGAAUAUGUGUGUGUGGAGCAAUACCGAAAACACUUGGAACAUUAAAGAUGUUAGAAAUUUUAACAUUUCACAUAAUAAUCUCUCUGGCACCUUUCCGUCCAACACAGGUUUAUGUGGUAAUGUCACUGGCUUGGAGCUUUGUAACAAAUAUAACAAUGACCCACAAGGUCAUAUAAACAAAACAGCAAAGCUAUUAGUGUCAUUGCUCGUUUGUUUCGUGACCAUAAUUCUGGUGGUGGGUGAAAUUUCCUAUAUUCUGAUUCAAAAAUCAAAGAAAAGAAAAGGUCAUGAUGGAGAAGCAAUAACUCUCAAUCUUUUCUCUAUUUUGGGUUUUGAUGGAGAACUUUUGCGUGAAAAAGUUGUUGAGGCUACGGAGGAUUUUGAAGACAAAUAUCUCAUUAGAGUUGGAGCACAAGGAAGUGUAUAUAAAGCUGAAAUACUUGACGGUCAAUUUUUUGCUGUGAAGAAGCUUCAUCCAAAUUGUAACGCACAUUUCUCUAAUCUUAAAGCAUUUUCAAGUGAAAUUAAAGCAUUGACAGAGAUCAAACAUCGCAAUGUAGUGAAGUUACUUGCAUUCUUUUCAAAACCACGUAUAUCAUUUCUUGUUUACGAGUUCCUUGACAGUGGUAGCUUGGAUCAUAUUUUAACAAAUGAGAUACAAGCAUCUACACUUGAUUGGGAUAAGAGGGUAAUUGUUAUUAGAGGCGUGGUUGAUGCAUUAUUCCACAUGCACCAUGGUCUCUCAUGUCCUAUAAUUCAUCGUGACAUAUCAAGCAAAAAUAUUUUGUUAGAUUCAGAAUAUCAAGAAGCUCAUAUAACUGAUUUUGGAGUAGCCAAGUUUCUAAAGCUUGACUCAAAUAACACAACCUCAUUUGUUGGCACCUAUGGCUAUACCGCUCCAGAGAUAGCUUUUACCAUGCAAGCAAAUGAGAAAUGCGAUGUUUAUAGUUUUGGUGUUCUUACUUUAGAAAUUCUAAUGGGAAGACAUCCAGGAGAGUUGAUUUGUUCUUUGACAGAGAUUCCAUCCUAUGAUUUGCCAUUUAAGGAUGUGUUGGAUCAACGACUUCCUCCACCCUCAAACUCAAUUGUCAAGGAAGUAAUGUUGAUGGCAAAAAUAGCACUUGCUUGCUUGAAUGAAAAUCCACAAUGCCGUCCAACAAUGGAACAAGUAUAUAUGGAACUUGUAAGGCCUAAACCUUAUUUAGCAAGCCAGUUUGACGACAUCACACUAGGACAACUCAUGAAAGAUUAACCUUCCUGGAUAAUUCCUUUGCUUGUCCUUUGUAUUUGUCGUUGCAUUUGUGUUCAUCUAUAAUUUGAACUCCUCUUUGUUAUUUGUGUUCUGCAAGUGUUGUUGAUCAAGAAUAUAAAGUAGGUUGC